AUUUCAGCUGCUACCUAUUUUUUUAUGGCCACGGUCGCGAGCUUCAGCAAUGAGCGCCUGAAAACAGCAAUCAACUCGCCUUGCUGUUGUCCGCCUUGACCAGCGCCUUGUGCUUCGACGCCACAAACGACGAUGAUCGAUGCCGAAUCUCUCCACGUGGAGAGCAAGCCGGAGCGAUUUUAUGAUGAUGUGAGCCAUGCAGCUGGAACACCCUCUUUCGCCGAGGAUAUCCACGAUGCUGCUGCCCAAGAGCAUACGCUCUCCCUCUGGCACGCCAUCCGCCUUUAUCCAAAGUCCAUUGCCUGGAGUCUGGUUAUGUCUACGGCCAUUAUCAUGGAGGGUUACGAUACCAUCUUGCUCGGUAGUCUCUACGCACAGCCGGCAUUUGCAAAGGCGUAUGGUGUCCCAGUGGGUGAUGGCACAUAUCAGCUCGUUGCACCCUGGCAGUCCGGGCUCAAUUCAGGAAGCGCGAUUGGCCAGCUCGCCGGACUACUUAUUGCAGGCCAUCUCAGCGAGCAGCUAGGUUUUAAAAAGACAAUGCUUGGUGGGCUAUUUGCUUGCAUUGCGCUCAUCUUCAUUACUGUCUUUGCGCCAAACAUUACAGUCUUGCUGGUGGGCCAGAUUCUCUUUGGCAUUGCCCUCGGCAUCUUUCAAACUAUUCCAUGCAUAUACGCACUCGAGGUCAGCCCAACAAGUCUGCACGCCUAUCUUACAAACUAUGUCAACUUUUGCUGGACAUUUGGACAGAUUAUCGCGACGGGCCUUAUGCGAGGUGUACUGUACCGAACAGAUGAGUGGGCAUAUCGGAUCCCAUUUGCAGGCCAAUGGUUCUGGCCGAUUAUUCUGAUUCCUGCUAUUACAUUUGCACCAGAGUCGCCUUGGUGGCUUGUACGCAAAGGCCGUUUAGCAGAUGCCAAGCUGGCGCUGCAACGACUCACCACAAAGACGGCGGUUGGAUAUGAUCUCGACAAGUCGAUUACACUGAUGGUUGCCACGACGGAGCGUGAGAGGAGAAUCAACAGCGCCACAUCGUAUUGGGCAUGCUUUGCAGAUGCCGUCAACCUGCGCCGCACCCUCAUUGUCAUUGGCGUGUACAUUGCGCAGAUGCUCAGUGGCGUGUUUUUGCGCGGCUAUUCAUCUUACUUUUUGAUUCAGGCAGGGCUACCCGCUGAUCAAGCAUUCAACCUGUCCAUUGUCAACUUUGCCGUGGCUAUAUUAGGCGGCUUCUGUUCAUGGAUUCUACUGCCACUCUUUGGCCGCCGGUCCAUCUUCCUCUGGAGCUUUGUGCUCAUGCUGAUCUUGUUGGUGAUUGUUGGCGGCCUAGGUGUCCCCAGUGUCCCAGCUGGUGCUGAUAACCCCUACGCGCGAACGAUUGGCGCCAUCCUUAUUGUUUCGUCGUUUCUGUACAACUGCACCAUGGGCCCGCUCACGAAUACACUGUGUGCAGAGUUACCGUCAGCUCUCCUACGAAGCAAGUCACUAGCCCUUGCGCGCUGGGCGUACGCAUUCUGUGCCAUCAUCUUCGGAGUUAUCGUUCCAUACCAACUUAAUCCUACUGCCUGGAACUGGGGCGCCAAGACAGGCUUCUUCUGGGCCGGUGGCUGCCUUGUUUCUAUUCUAUUUACCUACUUUUGCCUACCUGAGCCAAAGGGCAGAAACACAGUUGAGCUUGACAUUCUAUUUGAGAAGCGUAUUUCUGCUCGCAAGUUUGCGGAGACCAGGGUUGAUUUGACGGAUGCUAUGCUUUGAGAAUAUGAGGCGUACGAUCUGGUAUCGAUCAUAGUAUACUGUCUUGUUGAUGAACCAAAAGCGGCCGAUUGUAUAUAUUUUUUCCUAUACCCGACAGAGCAAAUGUGUUGGCCAUUUUGCCAUUUGCCUCGUCAUAUUCUUUGUACGCAUUAGACACAUUUUCACAUUUUCAUGGUGUCAUAUUAUUAAGCGGUUAUAGAAAUCUGAG
This is a messenger RNA of [Torrubiella] hemipterigena, 1957 nucleotides long. The record is from the annotation of a GenBank genome assembly. NCBI's taxonomy places the organism in Eukaryota, Fungi, Ascomycota, Sordariomycetes, Hypocreales, Clavicipitaceae.